Colletotrichum destructivum is the source of this 1008-nucleotide messenger RNA. RefSeq lists its product as uncharacterized. The record is from RefSeq and is a predicted model, not a curated record. The coding region runs from base 1 to 1008 and encodes 335 amino acids. Lineage: Eukaryota; Fungi; Ascomycota; Sordariomycetes; Glomerellales; Glomerellaceae. The transcript has a single exon.
AUGUCGCUGUCGCUCUCACACAACGCCCGGCAGCGUCUCCCGCCCGAGCUUAUACUGCACGUCAUCGAGAGCCUCCUCCCGCCAAACGAAUCGGCCAUCUUGCCCGCCUCACACAGCGCGACGCGCGCGCUCGUCAGCUUCACGCUAGUCUCGCGCUCGACGUACGACUUCGCCAUCCGCCUCCUGCGGAAGCGGUGCAUGCACGUCGACUCGACCAGGCGCCUAAGCCUGCUGCUGCUCAGCAUCCUGUCGCCCCCGCUCAGGAGCCUGCCGCCGACGCUGUCUCUCAAGUGCAUCACGUCGCUCUACCUGAGCCCCUUUGGCAGGUCGCUCGACGACAAGCCCACCGCCAUGUGGGUGCGCGAGAUCUUCUGCGAGGUCUGCGACUCCCUCCGGCGCCUCGUCGUCGACAUGCCCUUCGGCAGCCUGUCCGGCUACGACGACCACCUCGAUGUGAGACCGACGCUGACGGACGGGUUCCAGAGGCUGUCCAAGCUGGAGGAGCUCGUCUGCCUGCGCGACUACCCGGCCCUGACCUUCAUGCCGCAGACCUUCACUGUCAACUGCUGGAGCCUCUGGCCCAGGCUGCGCCGCGUCGUGCUCUUCAGGGCGCCCAUGUCCAGCCACUGGCUCUGGUACGACGUCGCCAACACGGCAUCCCUCGAGCUGGUCGUCCUCGCGCGGCCGUUGGACCUGGGCAGCGCCAACAUCAAGGACGACUACCACCACAUGCUGAAGACGCACGACUACCUGACCCCGCGGAAGCUCAGGGUCGUCUUGGCCGACGUCGAGAGCGACCUGGUGGAGGUGCAGACGUCCAACUGGGCCGAGCGCGACCCCGAGGGGCUGAUUGCCGUCGAGAGGUACCACAUCCCGACCUCGUUCUACGGCGACGAGGACACAGAUGAGCUGUGCUGCGGCUGGGUCAAGACAGCGGCGCUGAACGGCUCGAUCUGGGACUGGGAAGGACAGCCGGUCGUGGUGCAGCCUGGAGAUGCUGGCGAGUAG